Rangifer tarandus platyrhynchus (Svalbard reindeer) is the source of this 1026-nucleotide messenger RNA. The record is from the annotation of a GenBank genome assembly. Lineage: Eukaryota; Metazoa; Chordata; Mammalia; Artiodactyla; Cervidae.
AUGGCCAGCAAUCUUUCCCAACCUGAUACCGUGCAGCUCUGCUAUGAGAAUGUGAACAGAUCUUGUAUUAAAUCUCCCUACUCACCUGCAUCUCGGGUGAUUCUGUACACAGUGUUUGGCUUUGGGUCUUUAUUGGCUAUCUUUGGAAACUUCUUGGUAAUAACUUCAGUUCUUCACUUCAAGCAGCUGCAUUCGCCAGCCAAUUUCUUGAUCGCCUCUCUGGCCUGCGCGGACUUUCUGGUGGGAGUGACCGUGAUGCCCUUCAGCAUGGUCAGGUCCGUGGAGAGCUGCUGGUACUUUGGAGCCAGAUUUUGUGCCCUUCACAGCUCCUGUGAUGUGGCAUUUUGUUACUCUUCUCUCUUCCACUUGUGCUUCAUCUCCAUCGACAGGUACAUUGCUGUGACUGACCCGCUGGUCUAUCCCACCAAGUUCACGGUGUCUGUAUCAGGGGUCUGCAUCAGCAUCUCCUGGAUCCUGCCCAUGGUGUACAGCGGAGCUGUGUUCUUCACGGGCGUCACUGGACUGGAGGAUCUAGUAAGUGCUCUCACCUGUGUGGGAGGCUGUCAAAUUGCAGUGAAUCAGAGUUGGGUAUUGGUGAAUUUCCUUUUAUUUUUCAUCCCCACCCUUGUGAUGAUAGUCCUUUACUCCAAGAUUUUCCUCAUUGCUAAACAGCAGGCUAGAAAAAUUGAGAGUCUGAGCAAUAAGACUGGGCGAUGCUCAGACAGCUACCAAGACAGAGUGGCCAGGAGGGAGAGAAAGGCUGCAAGAACGCUGGGCGUCGCAGUGCUAGCGUUUCUGAUCUCCUGGCUGCCUUACUUUCUGGAUGUCAUCACUGACGCCUUCCUAGGUUUCAUCACUCCCACGUGUGUCUAUGAAAUAUUGGUUUGGAUUGCUUAUUAUAACUCAGCUAUGAACCCCUUGAUUGAUGCUUUCUUUUAUCCCUGGUUUAGAAAAGCCAUCAAACUCAUCGUCACAGGCAAAGUCUUACGAGAGAAUUCCUCAACAGUAAAUUUAUUUUCUGGGUAA